Molecule: messenger RNA, 1397 nt
Organism: Cryphonectria parasitica EP155
Lineage: Eukaryota; Fungi; Ascomycota; Sordariomycetes; Diaporthales; Cryphonectriaceae
Exons: 3
Coding region: 1-1350 (449 amino acids)
Biological process (GO): heme A biosynthetic process
Cellular component (GO): mitochondrial inner membrane
Molecular function (GO): oxidoreductase activity, acting on NAD(P)H, heme protein as acceptor
Source: RefSeq, a predicted model, not a curated record
AUGGCUUUCUUCCAGCCUGCGCCCAUGGUGGGCAGGGCCGCCUUCAAGAGGCUGGCCCGCCAGGUAACGCAGAUAUCAAGACCAAUAUCAGCGCCUCUUGCAUACUCGACCUCGACUGCGGCAAACUUGUCGCCUUUUGUCUCAGGGCAGAAGGCAAAGAGCAGCUCUUUCCCGGAAAACAGCUCCAAGACGGUGGCAUACUGGUUGAUCGGAAGCGCCGCCAGUGUCUUUGGUAUCGUCGUCUUUGGCGGCCUGACACGGCUGACGGAGUCUGGCCUCAGCAUCACCGAAUGGCGCCCCGUGACCGGGUCCCUGCCGCCCAUGUCCCCCGAGGACUGGGAAUCCGAAUUCGCCAAAUACCGCGCCUCGCCCGAGUACGUCAAGCUGAACCCGCACAUGGAUCUGGACGAGUUCAAGAAGAUCUACUUCAUGGAGUGGACCCACCGCCUCUGGGGGCGCGUCAUCGGCCUGAGCUUUGUUAUCCCCACGGUCUACUUCAUCGCCCGCCGCCGCGUUUCGUCGCGCAUGGCCUGGAACCUCGUUGGUAUCUCCGGCCUCAUCGGGUUCCAGGGCGCCAUCGGCUGGUGGAUGGUCGCCUCGGGCCUCAAGGAUGAUCUCUUCGCCGAGGGCGCCCACCCGCGCGUCUCCCAGUACCGCCUGACCACCCACCUGGGCACCGCUUUCGUCUGCUACAGCUGGAUGCUCCUCUCGGGCCUGUCCAUCCUGCGCGCCCGCCGCCUCUCUGCCGACCCGGCCGCCGCCACCAGGCUCGCCCAAAACCUCUACGGCCCCGCCCUCGCCCCCUUCCGGCGCUACGCCACCGCCCUCACCGCGCUCAUCUUCGUGACUGUCCUGACCGGCGCCCUCGUCGCCGGCCUCGACGCCGGCCUGAUCUACAACGAGUUCCCCAUGAUGGGCCUCGGCCUGACCCCGCCCAAGUCCGAGCUGUGGGACGGCUUCUACGCCCGCAAGGAGGACGGCUCCGACCUCUGGUGGCGCAACAUGCUCGAGAACCCCAGCCUCGUCCAGCUCGACCACCGCAUCAUGGCCAUGACCGUGUGCGCCUCCGUGAUCGCCUUCUUUGCGUACAGCCGCACCGGCCGCGUCAAGGCCGUCCUGCCCCCGGAUGCCAGGAAGGCCACCAUGGGCCUGCUGCACCUCAUGUUCCUGCAGGUCACGCUGGGCAUCUCCACGCUGAUCUACAUGGUCCCCACGCACCUGGCAGCGACUCACCAGGCCGGCGCGCUGGCCCUGCUGACGGGUGCCCUGGUGCUGGGAUCGAGGUUGAGGGUCCCCAGGUCGACUCUUGCGCUGCUGCAGCGGAGGAUCAAGACCAUGCAGCACAAGUAGAUAGAGAUGGCCUAUCAUCUUAUCAAUCCCUCCUGCUCCUCCUCUUU